AUGGCGGAAGUACAACCAUGUGAUACUUUAUCCGUUUGUCUUGACUGGAGUCAGUGGAAUUCCCACAACGCAAUUAAGGCAUCGAAGCCUAUAGGCAUUGUGAAUAAGCAUCAGUCAUACAAUCUUUUCUGCUUGAAAUCGUCUUAUGGUGGCAGAUUUGCAAAAUGUAACCCUAAUCAAGGGUCUGCAUUGCCUUCCCUUAGGCCCGGUUUGUCAAUGCGCACCAGUUUCGUCUGGUGGUAUGGCAAAUGUCGAGGAGUCUGCCCAGAUGAAUUGCGUCAAACUCGCGAAAGUCCUGACACUGGCCUCUCGGCGGAAGGCCGUUCAGUUGCCGACUCGACUCAAAAUCUGUACCGGUUUUGCCUAAUCCCGGUGCCUCUUUUUUCUAUGCUGGCCUGUCCUAAGGCCUGGAUGUUCGUUCGUUUGUUCGUUCGUUCGUCGACUCGUCUUCUAGUCCCUUCCUCCGUCCAGCCCUUCGCCCACUCGUCUGCUCGUCUGCUCGUCUGCCUGGCACUGCCUUCGAGGCGGCACAACUACGGCACAGAAACACUCGCAAAGGCAAUCGUGCACACACACCCAUGA
This is a messenger RNA of Protopolystoma xenopodis, 582 nucleotides long. The record is from the annotation of a GenBank genome assembly. NCBI's taxonomy places the organism in Eukaryota, Metazoa, Platyhelminthes, Monogenea, Polystomatidea, Polystomatidae.